Molecule: messenger RNA, 782 nt
Organism: Postia placenta MAD-698-R-SB12
Lineage: Eukaryota; Fungi; Basidiomycota; Agaricomycetes; Polyporales; Adustoporiaceae
Exons: 8
Coding region: 19-624 (201 amino acids)
Biological process (GO): Rho protein signal transduction
Cellular component (GO): membrane; cytosol; cytoplasm
Molecular function (GO): Rho GDP-dissociation inhibitor activity; protein binding
Source: RefSeq, a predicted model, not a curated record
CAAUCAGCUUCUCUAACUAUGUCGGCGCCCCACGAGGAAGAGGACUUCGCGCCCACCGCUACUCCCGGGUACAAGCCAGCUGCUGUCAAGUCCUUGGAUGAGUAUGCGCAGCUUGAUGCCGAGGAUGAGAGCUUGGCUCGGUGGAAAGCAAGCCUUGGUAUCUUGCCCGGUGCUUCGACUUCGCCAGCUGUCGGACCCAAGGUCACCGUGGUGACCCUUGAGCUCGCAUCUCCCACUCUCCCUGCGGGCAGGAAGUUAUCAUUGGACAUCCAGGACCCUGCCCAGCUCGUGAACGUCAAGAAGAACCCAAUCACUAUCAAGGAGGGAGUGGAGUACAAUGUUCGCAUCACGUUCAAAGUAAACCACUCCAUCAUCUCUGGUGUCCGAUACAUGCAAGUCGUCAAGAGAUCUGGUGUGAGGGUGGACAAGAUGGAGCAGAUGCUGGGAUCGUACGGUCCACACCCCCAGGGAGAGGCGUAUACCAAGAAUUUCGACCCUGAGGAGUCUCCGUCGGGCAUGCUUGCGCGUUCGGGGACAUACAACGUCCGUAGCCGUGUUGUAGACGAUGAUGGUGAAGUGUAUGCCGACUGGGAUUGGUCAUUUAAGCUGGCCAAGGAAUGGUAAAGGAAGGUUUCGCGUGCGGGUUAUAUAGGUCUCCAUCAUUGUAUUCCCUUCAGGCAUAGUCUUUUGUUUUACGUACCGUGAUCACAACCAAUACGUCUCAGUUGCACAAACUUAUUCCCCUUAUGAUACGCUCGACCGUGCCUCUAGCUUGUCAUUUC